GGGAGGGGAGGGGGAGAAGGAGGGGUGGGGGAGGGGAGCGAAAGGCUGGGUGCAUGGAAAAGUGAGUGACCUUGGAUGUAAAAUGGCGACUAUAGGGAUCUGGAACGUUAUCUUUGUAAUCUUCUUCCUUGCCGCCAUUUUAGCUACAGGGAUAAAGAUUGUGACAUCAACGAGUUGGUACAAAAAAAAUUUUGCUCAAAGGCAAUACGAAUGGGCAAAUUUAACCAGAAGAGUUUUUGAUCCCCUGAAACGAAAGCUUUUCUCUAACCUGGAGCAACAACUGAAGUCAACGGAAGGCGAUGUUUUGGAAAUAGGAAUCGGUCCAGGGUCAAACUUUGAUUAUUAUCCCCAAGGUACCUCACUUAUCGCUGUCGAUUCAAACCCACACGUCGAAGAAUCUCUUAAGAGAAACUUGGAGAAAGCUGGCAGAAGAAUUCACCUCAAGAAAUUUGUGGCUGCUUCGGCGGACGACAUGAGUUGUAACGGAGAAAUCGGUGUAGAGGACAAUUCUGUCGCCGCAGUAGUGUGUACGAAGCUGUUGUGCAACCUCUCUGAUCUUGAGACCAGGAAAACCAUUGAGGAAGUGAAGAGAGUUUUGAUGCCUGGAGGCAGGAUUUAUUUUCUUGAGCACAUUGCAGCUAAGCCAUGGACAUUCCAAUACUUUCUUCAACAUCUUGUCACCAAAUUUCACAUUUGGCCUUCACUGUUCAAUGGAUGCUGCUGUAAUCAAAACACUCUGUCUGACAUACAGAAUGGUGGCUUCAAAUGGGUACAGUAUGAAAAGAUCUUUGCAAAUUGUUCGCACGAAAUGUUUUCUGCUCCAAACAAUACAUAUUCAAUAAUAUGGCGAGCAAGAGUCAUCUUGUAUUUUGUGAAUAUAUGGUUAGUUGGCCUUGCAGAAUAAGGCCAAUUCUCUGAAGAGAAAAAAAAGGUGUGACAGAAAGUCUUCUUCUGAAAGGAAAGGGAGGAAACAGCAAGGAAGGAGUACAACAGGGAAGGAAGAAAAUAAAGAAUGUUUGAAUUUAACAUUGGAUUCUCAAGGUCUCGUCUGUGUAAUCCACUCUCUUUCAUGACAUGAAAUUGAAGUAUUAGAGUGUCUUUUUAUUAAUUUUCAUUAUUCUUAUGACCCUCCCAUUUAUUCAGCUGCUGUCAAACCUGUGUUAAGUGGUCACUUAUGGGGAAUGGCAGGGUGACUGCUUAAUAUAGGUAGACCGUCUGAUGCAGUUUCCACAGGAGAGGGGUAAUAUAAAAACAAUAAAAAACUCCAACUUAUGCCUUAAUUGACCAGUUAAUGUACAAACACUCACUCAAAUAUACUACCUACAUUAAUUUCAGGAGAGAAAUAAGCAUUGAAUUUUACUUGAAAUAUUAUUCAAGUAAUUAACAUUGUGACAUGAACAAGUCAUUUCCAUUUCCAUUGAUUUCUAUACUUAUCUCAAUACCACUGCAAUUAUGCAGUGGCUUGGAAGCAUGGCAAGAAAACCACUGGGCUUACAACAUUCAGGCAACCCAGUUACUGAGUGAAGGAGUCUUAAGGGAUUUAUUACAUCAAAAUUCCUCAUCAAUAGGGAAUCGGUGUGCGGCCAUUUUAUGCCCUCUGAAAAAUAAUUAGUCACUUAAUUAAAAUACAACCAACUUUAUUUAUUGUGGCUAAGUGUCUUGAUUAAAUCAAAUAAAUGUUUAAAUAAAAAUUUGUAUGUUGAGUAAUUAAUAUAUCUUACUACAUGUUUUGUUGUGUAGUAUCACUGUGUAAAAAUAUGCAGCGACACUACUCAGCAAGACGUCUAAUAAGAGAUCUAUUAUCCAUCAUGCCAAAUUAUCCUGUACUUGUACUUUAUUAGACCUUUUAACUUCAUAAGUUGUACUGACAUCUACUUAAUUAUUAUUAUUAUUAAUCUAAUUAUUAUU
Molecule: messenger RNA, 1908 nt
Organism: Stylophora pistillata
Lineage: Eukaryota; Metazoa; Cnidaria; Anthozoa; Scleractinia; Pocilloporidae
Product: thiol S-methyltransferase TMT1A
Molecular function (GO): S-adenosylmethionine-dependent methyltransferase activity
Source: RefSeq, a predicted model, not a curated record